Messenger RNA from Vespa mandarinia (Asian giant hornet), 1365 nucleotides. It is a transcript of the gene CPF2, whose product is annotated as cuticular protein CPF2. Lineage: Eukaryota; Metazoa; Arthropoda; Insecta; Hymenoptera; Vespidae. The record is from RefSeq and is a predicted model, not a curated record.
AUGAGAUUCGAUGUUAUUAAUCAAUUUGGAUGGUACAACUUAUUGGAAGGAAUAGUUACGCAUACAGCUGUAAUUUUAUAACGUGUACCACGAUAAAGAAAUGGAUCAGCCGCAAUUUGAGACAAGCUUGCAUCAGACAAUUAUGAAUUCAUAUACCUGUUCUAAAGUAUUACAUAGAUUGAAACUAUAUCAAUUGCGCAAUAUACAAAGCAUUAACGUUGUAUUGACGACAAAUGAUUUACAAUAGAAACACAUUGAGAAUAUUUGUCAUCAAAAUUUAUAAUAAUGGGAAACGAAAGCAGAAGAUAGCUGUCACUUCAAUGUAGAUAGAAUAUAUCAGUGCAGCUGUUUAAAAAAAUAAGUAAACGCAAAUAAAAGAUGAUCAAGAGAUUUAGAAAGAGAACUUUAAAUGAAAUCCUUUUUUUUUUCUUUUUUUUUUUCUCUCUCAAAAAAUAUAACAUCUGCAAUAGCAUCUUUGUAAAAUUGACCGAUACUGUGGUCGGUGGUAUAACUGGUCUCUAUGCUACAUGAUGCAAUAACUCGAUAAUAUGAAUAUACCCUUACUAUCUUAAGAUAUAUGAUACCAAGUUUUCGGGUAAAAAAUAUAUGAACUAUGUUAGACAGGUUUGCAAGAGCUCCCGUAUAAAUAGACUGUCAGCUUUACAAUAUGCAUUCAAUUCCUCUCUUGUUCUUGAAGAGUAAGGAGCUGUACUUACCUAUCGACAUCAUGUUUAGGUUCUUGGUAAUCUGUGGAUGCCUGAUGGCCGUCGCCAGGGCUGGAGUUAUCGGGGGCGGUUUGCUAGCAGCUACCGCACCUGCAGCACUCGCUGUCCAACCAGCUGCAGCUUUAUCUCUACCGGUGUCCACUGCUGCGGUCGUACCAACAAUUGCGACCUCCUCUUCCAAUAUUAUUCGGGGUAUCGGUAAUUUAGCUGCUAUCUCGGCGUACUCGAAGAGCGUCGAUACGCCGUUCAGUAGCGUCAGGAAAGCGGACGUCCGCGUUAACAAUCCUGGAAUCGUGACGGCUGCUGUCGCGCCCGCGCCCGCGCUCGCAGUAACAAAUACUGCUCUUGCAGCACCUCUUACUACUGCCGCUAUUGCCGCACCCGGUCUAUUAGCUCCUGGAUUGACAACUGCUCUUGCUGGACCAGCCUUAGCUGCCGGUCUAGGCGCACCUCUUGGUCUCAACGGUUUGGGUCUUAAUGGAUUGGGAGCAGUCAAGGUUCUCUAAAGAUAUCGGCACAACAACCUUAAACUGGUCGACCUUCGAUAUCGAUCGCAUUAACAACUUAAUACAUAUACGUACGUGUCACAGAAUGUAACGCUCCAACGAGAAAUAAAUAAAAAAAAAGGUUGAGAUGUCAA